This is a messenger RNA of Cladophialophora yegresii CBS 114405, 744 nucleotides long. RefSeq lists its product as uncharacterized. The record is from RefSeq and is a predicted model, not a curated record. Lineage: Eukaryota; Fungi; Ascomycota; Eurotiomycetes; Chaetothyriales; Herpotrichiellaceae. The transcript has a single exon. Bases 1 to 744 code for a protein of 247 amino acids.
AUGCUGUCCGCACGCUCAGACAUCGAAGUCACCGUCGGAGACAUGACCGCCGCCAUCUCCACCUUCCAGACCCUCAUCCAGGAAGCUCUCACUCCUACUGCUGAUAACACUACCACUCCCACAGCCCCUGACACCACGGCCGUCACCAAACGCACAACCUCCUCAACCACUGAACUUGAUGAAAUCAACGCCAUCUUCGCCGACAUCCAACGCCUCGCCGACGGUUCCGCCCCUCUCCCUUCCCCAGGUUCAUCCGAGGUGGCAACCCGGUCCCUGGCCCGCAGGUUCUCCGUCAGCGACACCGUCCGCGCACUAGUCGACUGCCUAGGCCGCUUGCUCAGCGGAACGGAACUCCGCAAGCGCGCCGUCUCCGCAGGAAGCGAAGUCGACGACCUCGCGACCUCCUUGGCGACCAUCCACGGCUGGGCCGACGGGACUAUUCCGCUGCCCAGUGAAGACGUGUCCGCGUCAGGGUCCUUCACGGUCGACGACGGGCUCGAGUUCGCGACCCUGCUCAAGGAUGUCAUUGUCGCGUGGCGCGCACAGUUCGAGGCCACCCUCCCGGCAGCUGAAGAGACGAAUACCACGGGUGCGGCCCUCGUGGAACGGGCCCCUCAUAGCCAGGGCUUCGGGCUCGACAACCAGUUCUAUGAUAGCGCAUUGGAUAAGAGGGGUAACUUGACUCUUAAGAUCGCGCUGAAGCUGUUGGCUGCGGCGCUUGACGCGUAUGCAGACACGCUUUGA